Cucurbita pepo subsp. pepo (vegetable marrow) is the source of this 1619-nucleotide messenger RNA. RefSeq names its product Tetratricopeptide repeat (TPR)-like superfamily protein. NCBI's taxonomy places the organism in Eukaryota, Viridiplantae, Streptophyta, Magnoliopsida, Cucurbitales, Cucurbitaceae. The record is from RefSeq and is a predicted model, not a curated record. Gene Ontology annotation, molecular function: protein binding.
UCAGUCGUACGGAUUUCUUGCAGAGCUCCACGAUUCGACGCGCGCCGGAUUCCCCAGAUAAGGAUUAACGUCUCCAAUGUCGGAUUUCUUCUUCCCUAUCCUCUUUGCUUGAACACAGCUUUCCGAUUUUUUGUUCAAACGUUGGAUUAUCGUUCUGCUGCCGCUUAAUCGUAUCGUGGAAUUUGUUCAUACUGAGCGAACAACAUUGUUUCUUUUUUGUGCGAUUUUGAGUUUUCUCGUUGAUUAUGGGAACCUCCGUCUGUAACAUUCUCUAUCAAAUUCAUCCAAAACAGCCGCUGGUUAAUGGAACUGCAAGGAGUUCGUAUUCCUGUUACUGCAGAGGCUUAACUGGGCGAAGACUCAGAGUUUUAAGUCCUCGCAGAAGGUGUUAUCAAUUGGCUACUGUUGCCGCCAUUGUUGAGGAAGUUCACACGUUAGAGAGUGGAAGAGAGAAACCGAGGUUUCGGUGGGUGGAGGUAGGCUCUGAUAUUACUGAAAUGCAAAAGCAGGCUAUAUCUCAGCUUCCUCCCAAGAUGACUAAAAGAUGUAAGGCUGUGAUGAAGCAAAUUAUCUGUUUUUCGCCUCAAAAUGGUAAUUUAUCAGAUAUGUUGGCGGCGUGGGUGAGGAUUAUGAAGCCUAAAAGAGCUGAUUGGCUUUCAGUUCUUAAGCAUUUGAGAAUUUUGGAUCAUCCACUUUACAUCGAGGUGGCAGAAGCUGCUCUUGUAGAGAGAACAUUUGAAGCCAGUACUCGGGACUACACAAAGAUAAUUCAUUACUAUGGGAAGCGAAACCAACUCGAGGAUGCUGAAAGAAUUCUCUUAAGCAUGAGAGAAAGGGGUUUUGCUUGUGAUCAAAUAACAUUAACCACAAUGAUCCACAUUUAUAGCAAGGCUGACGAACUUAGUCUGGCCAAACAAACUUUUGAAGAGCUCAAACUGCUCGAGGAACCGUUGGAUCGAAGAUCGUACGAUGCGAUGAUUAUGGCAUUUAUCCGAGCUGGGAUGCCCGAGGAAGGUGAGAACAUUCUCAAAGAAAUGGAUGAGAAAGACAUAUAUGCAGGAAGUGAAGUUUACAAGGCUUUGUUAAGAGCGUACUCGAUGGCUAGCAAUGCCGAUGGAGCUCAAAGGGUGUUCGAUGCCAUUCAGUUGGCUGCUAUUCCUCCUGAUGAUAAGUUAUGUGGUCUACUGAUCAAUGCGUAUUUGAUGGCAGGCCAAAGCCAAAAGGCACAAAUUGCUUUUGACAAUAUGAGGAGGGCUGGUCUUGAACCUAGUGACAAAUGCAUAGCGUUGGUAUUAAGUGCAUAUGAAAAGGAGAACAGGCUGAACGCUGCGUUGGAACUUCUCAUAGAUUUGGAGAAGGAGAAGCUCAUGGUUGGGAAGGAAGCUUCAGAAGUACUGGCAGCCUGGCUUAAAAGACUAGGGGUGGUAGAAGAGGUAGAACUUGUCUUGAGAGAAUACGCUGUGAAAGAAGCCAGCGGAUAAGGAAGAACCCUGAGAUUAUUAGCAGUCCAAUCACCAGUUAGGCUCCUUUAGGGACGUACGGAAAUAGCGAGGCACCGAUGCGUUGCAUCGUGGAGAGUUGUUUUUGGACAAUUUGUUGAUCAAUGCUGCCCAUGGAUG